GUACACAGAUCUAAUAAUCCAGAUCUUAGGACCGCACUGAUCCACCAAAAAUGCUCCUUUUCGUAAACGGGAAAGUGGAAAAUAUUUUCUCGAGAAACAGUGAAUCAUAGCUCCUGAGUCCUGACGACACCUUACUCCAGCCAAUUACUACAAAUGAAGUGAAUUCAACAACCGACUGCCACCGUCAGCAGCUGCUCCGCCACCGCCUAGCUCCGGCAAACAAUGAGAUCCAGACCACCGCUGACUCGCAGGAGAUCACCUACUAUUCAUUAUGCCCCUGACACUCCCCUCUAUCAUACUACUGGAAAUGACGACGUAGAUAGUGGGAGAAAGAAGAUGAAGCACAGGGGAAAAAAUGUUGUAUGGUCUCCUGCAAUGGACAAGUGUCUGAUUGAAGCACUUGCUAUCCAAGCAAGAAAUGGAAAUAAAGUUGACAAAUGCUUCAAUGAAAAUGCAUAUAAUGCUGCCUGUGUUGCUGUUAAUACUCAUUUCCGCUUGUCGUUAAAUAACCAAAAGGUUAUUAAUCGUCUUAAGACAAUCAAAAAGAGGUAUAAUAUAAUCAGUAAUAUCCUCAGUCAAGAGGAAUUCUCUUGGAAUCCAAAUACAGAUACAAUCGACUGUGAGGAUGAUGAUCUUUGGAAGAAAUAUGUUGCUGCACACCCUGAUGCUAGGGCUUUCCGAGGAAAGCAGAUAGCCAUGUAUGAAGAAAUGAAAAUUGUAUGUGGAAAUUAUCAAGCUCCUAGUCGCUGGAGUAGAAUGUCAGCCAAAGUGAAUGGAAAUCCAGUGAUAGAGUGCAAGUACGAACAAGAAUCUGGUUCAUAUCUUUCAGCAAGUUCAGAGCAUAUGAACGAUUCGGAUGGAACCAAGACACAGUCAUCUGCCAAAGAACCAGUAUAUACUGAAAUGGCUGCUAAUAAUGAAGAUGAAGAUGAAGAUGAGCCCGAGGCUCAACCUGAGAGGCAAGCUGCAGAACGGACUCGUAGCUCAGAGACUCUUCAAGAUGCAAUGUUAGCGAUAGCCUCAAGCAUCCGGCACUUGGCUGACACAAUUGAGCAAAGCAAGUACACCAUUGACACCCCUGCUCUUUUGCAAGCUGUGAUGGAAAUCGAGGGUCUGGAAGAAGCGAAGCAAAUGUAUGCUUUCGAGUCUUUGAAUGAGGACCCCGUCAAAGCCAGGGCCUUCAUGGCAUACAAUAGAAGACUGAGGAGAAUAUAUUUGUAUCGACUGUUUGGCUGGUGGAGAUAAUGUUUUGGUGGUCUAUUCAACAUCUUGGUCCUUCUAAUUUUGAUGGAUGAGUAUAUUUACUCUUCCAAACUUUCUUGAGGACUAUUCAGUGAAGUGAAUGCUGUCCAUAAAUAAGAACUCUACCCGUAUUUAAGCUGACACAGAAUUGUACAUGAAUGUUGUACUAUGAUAUCCUUGUGCUGCUUAACUGAGUUUUACCAGAUAACUUGCAACUUUGCCUUUUUGUUGUGAAGAAAUUCCAUUUCAAUUUGACCUGCGGAUUCCACUUGUAAUG
Nicotiana tabacum (common tobacco) is the source of this 1519-nucleotide messenger RNA. RefSeq lists its product as uncharacterized. Lineage: Eukaryota; Viridiplantae; Streptophyta; Magnoliopsida; Solanales; Solanaceae. The record is from RefSeq and is a predicted model, not a curated record.